AUGAUUUUCGGUAUUAGUGGUAAUCUCUGUGCUGGCAAACGUGCUUUAGCAAUUUAUCUUGAGAGAGAACUUGGCUUUAAGAUAGUCAAUCUCUAUCAGGAGCUUGCAGGACUCCUUAGUCAAGAGGGAGGGCAUUCAGAUGCUCUAAAAAAUCUAUUUAAAAGUAAAUUUUCCAAAUUCAUGUCGAUCUUAACAUCUUGGUUAGCGGAAAACAAGUAGCAUUUGUUGAAGUUACUGCAAGAAAUUCUAGAGAGAAUGAAAGGAGACUGGAAGCAAAACUACGUCCUCUAUCCAUUCAUCAUGGAUAAAGAUAUUGACCCUCUGCAGUAAGUAUAAAAUGGAGUUAAAUGUUACUUUUAAAGAGAUAAGUAUAAUGUCAUAGUCUUUGAUGUCGAGGCUCCAUUCACUCAUCGCUUCAAAAGAUUUGUUGAGAAGAACGGUGAUAUCUCAAUGGAAGACUUCGCUGCUCUUGACGAUGAAGUAUCAUUCACCUUGAAAACUGACAAUACUUUGAAAGUCGUCAAAAGAUUUAUUAACAAUGGUGAAUCUUUAGACAGCUUCUUCUCACAGUUGAGUCGUAAGAUUUAAACUCCAUAAUAAGAUUUUAAUAUAAAAUUAUCAAUAGAAUUCAACUUCUUGAAUAAUGAUUUGGUGAGACCAAAGUGGGAUACUUACUUCUUAAGAAUGGCUGAGAUAGUAGCAAGCAGGUCAAACUGUAUGAAGAGGCUUGUUGGAUGUGUUAUCGUUAAUGAUUUAAGAAUCGUAUCUACGGGCUACAACGGCACACCCUUUGGAAUGGAGAACUGCUCUGAUGGAGGCUGCCAUAGAUGCAAUAGUAUGACUCCUUCUGGAGUAGGCCUUGAGGAAUGUCUCUGUAUUCAUGCUGAAUAAAAUGCAGUUAUUGAAGCUGGUAGAUCUAAAUGUAUUGGGGGUACAAUCUAUGUAAACCUAUCACCAUGCUUGACUUGCUCGAAGAGUAUCAUAUAAGCAGGUAUUAAGAGAAUAGUCUUCAAUAGAAAAUACAUUCAACCGAUUGCCGAAUAAUUCUGGAAGAAAUACGAGGGACAGGUAGAAGUUGUUCAUCUAUCAAUACAGAUUUGA
Stylonychia lemnae is the source of this 1101-nucleotide messenger RNA. NCBI's taxonomy places the organism in Eukaryota, Ciliophora, Spirotrichea, Sporadotrichida, Oxytrichidae. The record is from the annotation of a GenBank genome assembly.